Molecule: messenger RNA, 1058 nt
Organism: Microcebus murinus (gray mouse lemur)
Lineage: Eukaryota; Metazoa; Chordata; Mammalia; Primates; Cheirogaleidae
Gene: RFESD
Product: Rieske Fe-S domain containing
Molecular function (GO): 2 iron, 2 sulfur cluster binding
Source: RefSeq, a predicted model, not a curated record
GAGCUCACGGAGCCGGCUGCUUCCGGCCGGGCCGUUGGGGGCCUGGGCUAGGGCUUCCGGCGGUUACCAGGCUGCGGUCGUGCGGCCUGUGCUGUUGGCCGCUGUGAGUGCCGCGGCACUCCUGGGCUUCGGUUCGGUGUCAGUUAACGGUGAACCCUUCGGGGCAGGUUUCUGCCUGGGCGGCCCACCGCGCUUGUUCACCUUGAGACUGGGCCGCAGACCUGCCGCCUCAGGGGGGGCAGGCAGGGCGUUGCUACCAUGUUUUCCUUGAAAUUUGUGCUCUGGAAAGUGUAAAAGAUGCUCCAGGAUUUCUGCGGUCCCGGCUGUCCUAGAUGUUCGUCUCCUGGGGUCCAGUCUGCAGUCGCAGACCGUCCUUCACGAAAUGUCUAACACAGCUAAGUUGAAAGGACCUUAGAGAUAAACAUUCUGAUAAUGUGUAGACCAAGUCCCCAGACUUAGUAAAAGCCCCUUAGUCAUUGCUCAAGAGGAGUGACAAGAGAAAGUCAUCUCUUUGACCAAAGUAAGGCAGAAGAAAGUAAUGCCAAUUUCUAUUUGAGCAUGAAUCUUGAUGACUCUGUAGAAGAACCUGAAAAGAAGGAAUGUUCUCCUGUCUGUGUUGGCAAAGAAGAUAACAUUAAAAAAUCUGGAAGAAUGACAGCUGUUGUCCAUGAUAGAGAAGUGGUCAUUUUCUACCACAAAGGAGAAUAUCAUGCUAUGGAUAUUCGCUGUUACCACUCAGGAGGACCUUUACACUUGGGAGAAAUAGAGGAUUUUGAUGGACGACCAUGUAUUGUUUGCCCCUGGCAUAAAUACAAAAUUACUUUGGCAACAGGAGAAGGACUAUACCAGUCUAUAAAUCCUAAAGAUCCAUCAGCAAAACCCAAGUGGUCCUCCAAAGGAAUAAAGCAAAGGAUUCAUACAGUGACAGUGGAUGAUGGGAAUGUUUAUGUGACUCUUUCUAAUGAACCUUAUAAGUGUGAUUCUGAUUUUUAUGCCACUGGAGAUUUCAAAGUAAUUAAGAGUCCUUUCUGAUAAAAAAUAUAUAGCAGUGAAAAAUG